ACGAAAUCAAGUGCGCUAUCAUUCACGUCAUCGUAUCGCACGCAUCGUACUACGGCAAAUCCGAUUGCCAUGGUUGAGAGGGCAUAGAAUCCGAUGUGUGCGAUGCGAGAGCAUAAGUCACCCGGUAACCCCGUUGCAGUGGACGAGGUCUCUCGUAUCUGCCCAUCGUGCGACAGCUCUUGAAACACUAUACAGGGCGCAGCAGUCAGUUAUUAUCUGCAAGCAAGCAUGGAUGACGCCACUUUGAUUUCACUAGUGCAGAAUUAUGAAGAAAUAUACAAUCUGAAACAUCCAGACUAUGGCAACCAGCAGCGAAGGGACAACAUUUGGGAGGAAAUAGCAGGAAUCAUGAAGAGAACAGAUAAGCAGUGUCGAUAACGUUGGACACGGUUGCGUGAUAAUCACCGUAAAGCCUUAAACUUGAGAAAAACCAGAAGUGGCCAGGCAGCGUCAAAGACGAAACCGCCUAAAUAUGAGAAGGAACUUUCUUUUUUGGCCCCAUAGCUUUUGGACGAUGCCAUUCAACAAUCGAACUUUCCUUCUCCAGGAGGUGUUGAUGAUGGCAAUGAUGACGGCAAUGACAGAAACACUGAAGACGACGGAGAAGAUAGUGUAACAGCAAAUGACUCUAAUUUGUCCGUACACUCUUCAGCUCAUUCAUCCUACACAUCUCGAUCAAAACGCAGUAAGAAAUGCACAUCAUCUGAAGAGCCUUCUGCCGCUGCCAUUCUGAAAGAAUAUCUAGAUGCCAAAGACAACUGGCAUUCCCAAUCGUGAAGAUGACAGACUGACUAAUUUUUUCUUGAAUAUGGUGGGCACUGUUAAAUCAUUUCCUACUAAAGAUCAAGUGGAAUUAAAAAGCAAAAUAUUUCAGUUGGUUAAUUCAGUUGAAAUGAGAAUUGCGAAUGAAUUGGCUGCUCCUACUCAGUCAACUCCAAUAAAUUCAAACUCAUUAAAUGAUGAAUAUUGUUUACAACCUGCAUUUGAUGGGACAACUAUACCCACAGAUUACUAUGGAUACUACACUGAGCAGGCAUGGCCGAGUCAGUAAUCGUAUCAUGAUCGUCGGGAAUGAAAUUAGAUGAAAAUAAACUGAUAAUAAAAGUGUUGUUAUAUAAAUACAUAAUCAACGUGUUUGUAUCCAUAAUUUGACACGUUUUCAAUUAGUAAUUAGAUUUAUACCGCUUUGUAGCCACUUGUGUGAAAUAAUAAAAUAAUUACUUUAGUAUAUUAUUAUUUUAUAGAAGUAUCUUGCCUCAGACAGAGAGAAAGUCUUUCCUUUGGUUAUAUUACAUAUCUAAAACGAGUGUUUUUCUUCGUUAAACUCAGUGCAAGUAGAUGUAAUAGAUAAUCAAAUUAUUCGUGACUCAUUCGAAAGUACUGGAAGAAUUUUGCGUCAUCCUCCAGCAGAUCCGAAAAGAGUGAGCUGAACUCUCUGAAUACUAAUCUUUUCCUGUUGAUAUUGUGAACCCAAUAACACUUUCUUCUCCUUUCUGUUUCUUUUAUUUUUUUCUCAUCUUCUAUUAGGAUGCAAGUAACUACCGCAACUUCUGUCUCGCUGUCCAUCGUGAACUGAACAAGUACACCCAUACUGCGAUAAUGAAUGCACGCGAACACUGCUGAGACUGGCACGGGCUGAUGCGUCGGCUUGGCGAUGCGGGCAAGUGAACGCACUCACAUUUUCCUAUUAUAGCUCCGAUGCGUACGAUGCGAUCUAGUGAACGCCUAGCGCAACAGUAUAACCCCUCGGAUACCUUCACGUCUAUGUUCCAGUGGUAGUGCUGCUAAUCAUACUCCCUAUGAAGAUCGCAGAACCCCAUCAAAUGUAUCUAAUGCUUUCUUAUCAAAUAACAUUAGUUCCAAUGUGAAUCCAAGCUUCAGGCUGGAGGAUGAGGGGGAGUACUCACAGUACAGCACACCAACACACCAUUAUUAUGCCUCCCAACAGCGUCGCGGCAUGGACUAUGAGUACAGUCCUUCACCACCACCUUUCUUUUCUAGACAAAACUCUCAUGAUUCAAAUGCAUCCAAUGUGGUUGACACAAGACCUGGUACACUGGAAGUUGGUGGAGGAACAAGGCUUCGGUCAAGCUUGAAACGGUACAAUUACACUCCUGUACAGGGAUCAAGGACAGUGGGAGGAGGUGGCUCGUCAUCAUCUGGCGGAGCUGAUACACCCACGAACCCAACUCCCCCGGACAGUUUAACAAGCGAGGACAGUAGCUAUGUCUCAGCUAAGGAGGGCUCCUACUCCUCUGUAUCCAGAGUCCUGUUCUCACCGGUCAUAAUGAUGGCUGCAGAGACCAGGGAGACUCUGCUUGACAUUCCAGUGCAUGGACAGAGCCAAGAUGUGACAGUGCCAUUGCAGGCUGUCCCCAGGAGGAUAUGCAGACUCAGUGGUGAGAUGAAUUCAAGUACUGGACGCGAAAACCCUCCGUUACUGAGUUGGAGUGAGAGUUCCUCUCAUAGCAGAUGCCCAACACCAUGUGGCAAGCUGGUGCAGUGCACUCUUGAGGGACACCACAUCAAAUAAGCUUUAAAUCAUUAUCAUGAUGAGUGCAAUGGGACGUUGUGGGAUAGACUUAGCAUGUCACAUUUUUCCAGAGUAUUAAUCACUCACUUUGUACAUAGGCACAAUGCCCUGCAGUAAUAUAAUAUCUGUAAAUAAUUUGUACAUUCAACACACAUGGCUUCCAGGUCACGUCAUUCCAACUUCAUUCCUCUUUUGUACACUUCAGAACUGACAUUGUGAUGUUUACCUCAUUGAACACUAACUCAACAUGUCAUUAGCUUGUGUAUAAAAUAUAUAUACAUAUAUAUGCCAUAACUUUUGGGGAUAUGAAAUACUUUGUUGCUCAAAUUUUUAAGUGCUUUGAAACACAAUGACAGAGAUUAAUAAUUUAUUGCAGGAGAACAAAUACUAUUAGCCAAGAGAGUGGCCUUGUUUUGUUCUGUACUUCUCACAUGAGUGGCAGGAAUGACUGUGGUGACCAUCCCAUGCUAGUCUCGAGACCGAGCAUGUUCCAAGCAACGUGCGGCCUGAUUUUAUUUAUAAUCUUUCUCUGUUUUACAAUGUUUUCCCCUAUUUGCUGUUAUAUAUGGUGUUUAAAAUUACUUUCCACUUUUUACAUGCACAUACUUGUAUUGUGAUAAACACAUUCCUGAAUAUGAGACAGAAGACAAGGUUGUGUGAAUGAGUUGUGGAUUUUUUUAUAUUAUUUUAAGAGGUCAACAUGUUAGGCAGCACUGUCUGCUCUGCCAUUCUGUAUAUAUAUAUAUACAAAUAAUAUAUUACAACAUGUGUGUGUGUGUGUGUGUGUCUGUGUACAUAUACACAUAUAUAUUUGUCUAAAACCGAAGAAAGACUUGUACAGUUUUCUCCAUUUUAAAAGACCAAGCUGUGUAAUACUAGGGUAUUGGUGGUGAUGAUGAAUUAUGUUCUAAUUUUAAUAUAAUUAUAAAUAAAAUAAGCUUUCAGUGGUC
Molecule: messenger RNA, 3483 nt
Organism: Cryptotermes secundus
Lineage: Eukaryota; Metazoa; Arthropoda; Insecta; Blattodea; Kalotermitidae
Exons: 2
Coding region: 1958-2533 (191 amino acids)
Source: RefSeq, a predicted model, not a curated record